AUGCUAAUUGAAGUUGUAACCAAAAACUUUGUAGUUGUGUUAAUAUUUUUAUAGUUACAAAUAAAAUACUUUAUGCAUUUACAGCAAUAAAUGUUUUAAUACCAUUGAAAACGUAAAUGCUUAGUAUAAACAGACACUUGCCACGUUCUUUAGCGUUGAAAAAUAUCUUCCGUCGUUUUUUAACUUGGAAUACCUCUCACGACUAUGUUAUUAUUGGUGCUGGGUCAGCCGGAUGUGUUUUAGCAAAUCGUCUUUCAGAAAAUCCUAAUAACAGUGUUUUGUCAUUAGAAGCUGGUCCUCAAGAUUCAUGGUGGAAUUGGAAAAUACAUAUGCCGGGUGCUAUUCAAUACAAUUUGCAAAACGACAAGUAUAAUUGGUAUUAUAAUACAGUACCACAACCUCAUAUGAAUAACAGAAUAAUGUAUUGGCCACGGGGUAGAGUAUGGGGAGGAUCAUCAGCACUUAAUGGAAUGGUGUAUGUACGCGGACAUCCUCAAGACUUUGACCGAUGGGAAAAAGAAGGUGCUAAAGGAUGGUCAUAUAAAGAUUGUUUACCUUAUUUUAAAAAGGCACAAAAUCAUUCUUUUGGUGAAGAUCAGUAUAGAGGUGGAAAUGGUCCACUACAUGUAACCAGAGGCUCAAUGGAAAAUCCACUUCAACAAGCGUUUCUGGAAGCAGGUCAACAAGCUGGUUACCCAUACACUGAAGAUGUAAAUGGCUAUAAACAAGAAGGUAUGGGACAAUACGAUAGAACUAUUUACAAAGGAAAAAGAUGGAGUACAUCACAGGCUUACCUUCACCCUGCGUUGAAAAGAAAAAAUUUGGAUGCUCAACAUGGAGCUUUUACAACCAAAAUUUUGUUUGAAGGUACAAAAGCAAUAGGUGUUGAAUAUGUUCAAAAUUCUGAGAUUCGAAAAGCAAAAGCAAACAAAGAAGUGAUCUUAUCUGGAGGAGCUGUUAACACCCCUCAAUUGAUGAUGCUAUCAGGCAUUGGAGAUAAAGAAGAACUUGCUCGUCAUGGUAUACAAUGUGUUGCACAUGUUCCAGGAGUUGGUAAAAAUUUGCAGGAUCAUCUUGAAUUAUAUGUUCAACAUCGUUGUCUUCAACCUAUAACGUUAUAUAAGCACAAACAACUUUGGAGGAUGCCAUUAGAUGGUGCAAUAUGGCUUUUGAGUAAAAAAGGAAUCUGCAGUACAACCAGCAUUGAUGUUGGGGCUUUUAUUCGCUCGCGAGAAGGAAUACCCCAUCCAGACAUUCAACUAAUUUUGUUACCAUUUCUUGUCAGUGAUCAUGGGAGAAAAGAAGAAAAAGGACAUGGUUAUCAAGUUCAUGUAGGAACCUUACGUGCAACGAGCUCUGGGUAUAUUGCACUUAAAUCUGUAGAUCCAAAGGAUCAUCCUUUAGUAAAUCCAAACUAUCUUGCCACGCAAGAAGACAUAGUUGAUAUGAGAGAAUGUGUUAAAUUAACACGCGAGGUUUUGUCACAAGAUGCCUUAAAACCAUUUAGAGGCGAAGAGCUGCAGCCAGGUUUAAAGGUAAAGACAGAUGCAGAAAUUGAUAAAUUUGUUAGAGAGAGAGCUGAGACAAACUAUCAUCCAUGUUGCUCUUGUAAAAUGGGGAACGAAAAUGAUCCAAUGGCUGUAGUUGACAACCGAAUGCGAGUUUUUGGUAUCGAAAAACUGCGUAUUGUUGACGCCUCCAUUAUGCCGUCUAAUGUUAGUGGUAAUUUAAAUGCAUCAGUAAUAAUGAUCGCAGAAAAGGCUGCAGAUGUUAUUCUUGGCAAAAAACCUUUACCGCAGAUUACCGCUCCAGUUUAUGAAACUCCUACGACUGGUCAAAGAUAAUUUAUUUAAAAACCAUAUAAGAGCUCUUAUUCCGUAAAAAGCUCUUAAAAAUAUAACUUAUUUUUUGAUUAACUGAAAAAGAUAAAUUUUAAAUUGA
Molecule: messenger RNA, 1941 nt
Organism: Hydra vulgaris (swiftwater hydra)
Lineage: Eukaryota; Metazoa; Cnidaria; Hydrozoa; Anthoathecata; Hydridae
Product: choline dehydrogenase, mitochondrial
Molecular function (GO): flavin adenine dinucleotide binding; choline dehydrogenase activity
Source: RefSeq, a predicted model, not a curated record